Messenger RNA from Gaeumannomyces tritici R3-111a-1, 3310 nucleotides. RefSeq names its product beta-hexosaminidase. Gene Ontology annotation, biological process: carbohydrate metabolic process; peptidoglycan turnover. Gene Ontology annotation, molecular function: hydrolase activity, hydrolyzing O-glycosyl compounds. NCBI's taxonomy places the organism in Eukaryota, Fungi, Ascomycota, Sordariomycetes, Magnaporthales, Magnaporthaceae. The transcript is spliced from 5 exons. Bases 159 to 3005 code for a protein of 948 amino acids. The record is from RefSeq and is a predicted model, not a curated record.
CCAGCACCCACACCACAGUGGCUCCCUAGCACACUGUAGUCUGGUCUUGUCUCCUAGCCCAGCAACGUCUCCUCGUAACAUGAAGGGUUGCGACAACGUGACAGCCGCUCCAGACAGCCACUCCCGCCCCCGACAAGAUCCGACCACGGACCUCGACCAUGACGAAGCGAGAAGCCGACGCCGACUUGGACCCACUAUGGCAGGACCUUGACUGGGCCAUCGGCCAGAUGCUGAUUAUGGGCUGGGAUGGCACCGAGGUCACGCCCCAGAUCCGUAACCUGAUCGAGAACCAUCAUCUCGGCAGCAUUCUCCUGACGGCCAAGAACCUCAAGUCUGCUCAUGAGACCUCAAAGCUGGUUCAGGAACUGCAGACCAUCGCGCACCAGGCCGGCCAUCCUUUCCCGCUUCUGAUAGCCCUAGACCAGGAAAAUGGCGGCGUCAACAGUCUGUUCGACGAGGACUACAUCUGCCAGUUCCCCAGCGCCAUGGGCGUGGCCGCUGCCGGAAGCCCCGAACUGGCCUACAACAUCGCCAAGGCUACCGCGACCGAGGUUUCAGCUGUCGGAGUCAAUCUGAUCCUUGGGCCCGUCCUGGAUGUCCUCACAAACGCCCGUUACCAGCCCCUGGGCGUCAGAGCGACGAGCGAUGACCCUCAGGAGGUUUCCCAGUACGGCAUCGCGUCCAUGAACGGCUACAAGGACGCCGGUAUGGCCACGUGCGGCAAGCACUUCCCCUCGUACGGCUCCCUGGAGUUUCUAGGCUCCAGCCUAGACAUCCCCAUAAUCACCCAGACUCUCGAGGAGUUGAGCCUCAGUGCACUGGUCCCGUUCAGGAAUGCCAUCGCCACUGGCCGCCUCGACGCCAUCUUUGUCGGCGGGUGUGGCAUCACGAACCCUUCCAUGAACGUCAUGCACGCCUGCCUCUCGGACCAGGUCGUUGAUGACCUGCUCAGGAAUGAGCUGGGUUUCUCUGGCGUCGCAAUCUCUGAGUGCCUGGAGAUGGAGGCGCUGAGCCACGAGAUAGGAGUCAAGGGCGGGACCGUCAUGGCGGUCGAGGCAGGGUGCGAUCUGAUACUGCUCUGCCGCGCCUAUGACGUCCAGCUGGAGGCCAUUGCGGGCCUGAAGCUCGGCAUCGAAAAUGGAAUACUCACAAAAGACAGGAUAUUCACCUCUCUCCACCGCGUGUUACGGCUGAAAAAGUCGUGCACGUCUUGGGCUAAGGCCCUCAACCCCCCUGGCCUCUCACUCUUGACGAAAAUCCACCCCUCGCACCUGGCCCUGUCGAGGCAAGCGUAUGACGACUCCAUCACGGUCAUGCGAGACAAGGACAAACUCCUUCCCCUGAACGAGUCGAUGCACCGGGACGAGGAGCUUCUCCUGCUGACGCCUCUGGUGAAGCCGCUUCCAGCAUCUGCCGCUUCCAAGGCGCUUCUCAAGUCCAAGAAUAUGCAGGAAGUGGCCCCUAACGACCAUGACAAGUGGAUUCAUCAAAAAGAAAGAGGCGCCAUAAUGACCGGGGAGGGAGUCUUUAGAGAGCUGGGGAGAUCUCUCGCGCGAGGACGCCUCGGGAAACUGCUGCACACGUCGUACACCGCAAAUGGGCUUAGACCAGUUCAUGAGAAUCUCAUAAACAGAGCAUCUUCCAUCAUAAUAGUCACGGCCGACGCCAACAGGAAUCUUUACCAGGCCGGCUUCACCAAGCACGUGUCGACGCUUUGCGCCAUGCUGCGAGCCACGGGCCAGAAGAAGUCGCUGAUAGUCGUGGCGGUAAGCUCGCCCUACGACUUUGCGAUGGACAAGACGGUGGGCACAUAUAUCUGCACGUACGAUUUUACCGAGACGGGCAUGAACGCGCUCGUCCGAGCUCUCAUGGGCGAGUUCCCACCGCACGGCACAUUCCCUGGGACUUUGCGGAAGAGCAAAAAGGUUGUCAAGUCGCGGCAGCGGUGGCUCGUCGAGAACUACGACCACGACAGGGACGGCGCGGAGCUGGACACGCUCAUCCAGGCGACGGCGCGGGCCAGCACGCCCAACAUGCGCUACCUCGAAAAGACGACGUCGGCGACCUUCGAGCUGUCGAACCCGCGCAUCCAGGAGUCGCACUUUGUGGUGCGCAACAGCAGCACGCAGGCGUUGUACGGCUUCUGCGCUACCUACGUCACGCAGGGCGGCGUCGGCAUCAUCGGCGCCAUCUUCGUGGACCCGGCCAAGCGCAACGUCUCGAUCGGCAGGUCACUCCAGCGCGGGGCGUUGCGCGAGCUGGUGAAGCGAGGCGUGGGCAGGAUCCAGCUCGGCACCUCGCUCCCGGGCGUCUUCCCCGGCAUCCCCGUGGAUGGGGACGGGGCCGGGACCAGGGCCUGGUUCGCUGGCAGCGGUUGGGACGUGCAGUUCCCCAAGCGACUGACCAACAUGGCCAUCGCGGACCUGGCGUCGUGGGCGGCGCCCGAGGGUCUCCUCGCCAGCAUCCAGCGCGCCAGCAUCAGCUUCGACCUGAUCCACGGCCACGAGAACGCCGAGUCGGUGCUGGCGCACGUGCAGGCGCACGCCGGCGCCGACGUGUGCGAGCUCUACCGCCUCGCCCUACACGAGACCAAGACGUGCGGCGUCGUGCGCGCAAAGGGCGCCGCCGACGCCAUCCUCGGGACCGUCGUCAUCUGCAGCCCGGGCAGCGCCCUGGCCACCUACCUGCCCGCCCUGGCCGCCGCCGGCCCGGGCCGGACGGGGGCCCAGAGGUCCGGGAGUUCUGCCCCCGAGUCGGUCGGCGGCAUCGUCGCGCCCGUCCUGGCCCACAGCCACCACCACCACGGCGGGCAGGCCGCGCUCGUGCUGCAGGGGCUCGCGCUCAUGGGCGUCCGGCAGAACAAGGCGCACCGCUCGUCGCGCAGCGUGCUCAGCUGGGUCCAGGACGAGUUGUACGAGCCCCUGCUCGCCAUGAACUUUGAGGCGCUGCAGGCGUUUGAGGAGAUUACCAACUCGCCCGAUCACUGGGCUGAUUUGUUGGCAUGAAUUCCGGGUUGACUUUCUGCGUUACUACGUUUCGGUUCCUCUUGUUGAAUAUCGGAAACGAGGACGGAAGGAGGGUUUGGAUUUGGUUUAAAAUUUCCAUGUUAUUUACUUCCUGGUUCUGAUGCCUAUUUGUUUCUCAUUUAUACAAACACGCACAUGAAUGGCCCCGCUUUCCCCGCCAGCUGGGUCUCGAAUCGCGUGGCAUGCCAAAAUAAAUAUAUACGACCAUACCCACCGGAAUAUACAGGAUCCCGUCCGUUCUUCCCUAGCCAAACCAGUGAAGGCCUGGGAUCCCAUUUGCUCUC